GCAAGUGGAUUCAGCCACGCGUCCUCUCGGCUUCCCUUCUUGGGAGAACACGAGGCGGCUGCCUCGGCUCGGAUUUCUCCAGAGCCCGUCGCUGCCGCCCUCCGCUGCCCGGGCCCCCUCCUGCAAAGCCGGGCUUCUGUGAAACGCCCAGGACCGCCGCGAUGGGAACCUGGGCCCUGGCGGGGAUGGCGCUCUGCAGCCUGGCUGCUGUGGCGACGCUGGUCUCAGCUGAUGAAGACUGCAAGUGGUUCAUGGACAGGAAUGGCUCAUGGCAUCCAGGCUUCAACUGCCCCUUCUUCUCCUUCUGCUGCGGUGACUGUCACCAUCGCUUCUGCUGCUACGACACCAGCAAACUCAUCACUGAGCGGCAGCAAAAGCACUGCAUGGCAUUCAGCCCCAAAGCAAUUGCUGGUAUCGCUUCAGCUGUGAUACUCUUUGUGGCCAUUGUUGCCACCAUUGUCUGUUGCUUCCUGUGCUCCUGCUGCUACCUGUACCAACGACGGCAUCAUAGUCAGACGCCUUAUCAAGAUCACGAGAUCCCCCUGUCUGGAUACCCUGCUCAGGCUCCAGGACCUUACCUGAUGGAUCCCAAAGCAGGGCCAGCACAAUUUCAGCCUUAUGCCCCUGUGGCUCCUUAUCCCCCUGAAGGUCCGGCUGCACAGUAUCCUUUAUACCCACCUGGGCCACCAUACUACCAUCCUACAGCUCCCCCACCCUACCUUCCACCACAGCCUUCACAGCCCUACACCUGAAGAACAAUUUAACAGGGACUGUUCAGCAAAAGCCUUUCACCCUGGGCCUGCCGGAGCCAUCUCCAGCACAGAGCUUAUGUGAGUCUCCUGCCACACUGGAACUUCCGUAUUGUCCUCUGCCAUUUUCCUUACUUGGCUGUCUUUUGCUCUGCAUGAUAGGAAGCAUUUUUAAAUCUCUUCCUGUGCCCUGCCUCCCUUCCUGGCUGCAUCAAUGAGGGAAGAUUUUUCUCCUCCUUGUCAUCUCCCAUCUUAGCUUAUAAAAGUCCUGGUGCAAACACAGCAAAACAAGGCUGAUAAAAGGUAUUAUACAUGCUGACUGAUCCCCGGUCAUGUGAUGGAGCCUCUUCUGAGCAUUGGAAGGCAGGCCGAAAGCCUCUAGGUGGCACAGGAGAGCAAAUUGGAGUAGCUUUUACCUCACUGGGACACUGGUCCACUGUAUUCCCUGAUAAGACCCCAGGAUCAGCUGUGUGUGUUAAGGUAUCUCUCAGUGCAGUCCUAAGAACACUUUCCUGGGAGUAAACCCUAUUGACCAGAACUGACUAGGCUUCUAAGUAAGCCUGUUUAGGAUUACUCUCUGUGUCUCUUUGGCAAGGUGAAUGUCAGGGACUCAAAUACUUAAAGACCCCGUGGGCACAUGGUGCAAUUAUAGAUUAUUAAGCCAAGUAGAUGCAAUUUUAGAAAGUCACCAGAUGGGAGAUAGCUGUGGAACCUAUCUAAGUUGUUCUGAGCUGCCCGAAGAAAACUAUGUGUGAUACGCUGAGAGGAACUGGAAAGCAGACUGUGAGAGCCUCCUGCAAGAAAUGGGGUGAGGGUCUGAGGAGAGCAUGCAAGCUUCUUAGCACAGGAAGAAAGAAUUGAUCGUAGAAUUUGAGGAGCAGGAGCCCCUUCUGUAUCCACAAGCCAGAAGUCAAAUUUGCCAUGGGCAUUUUCCUGUGGGGAAAGAGAGGGAUGACACAUAGUUGCUCUGGAUUGGGCAUCAUUGAGUUUCUUUGACCAUUUCCCUAGGAGAUACUGAAAAGUGCCUUUGAUCCUCUCCCAUGCUGUCUGUGCAAUAUGUGAAUGUUGUUAACAAGGAGCCAGUUCUAAAUCAAAUAUAUAUUCUGCCAACGUAAGUUUCACUUUUACAUUACAGAUAAACUGAGCAAAAGACAAUGUAUAAAAAGCCCUGUUGAGCCAUGAUUUCAAACGCUGGAAUUGUAGCAUCUGUUCUAUAGAAUGAUAUGAAACUUGGCUGCUUGGAAAUAACAAAUAACUUAUCAUCGAAGUGUGUAAGAGCUGUGCUGUCUUGAUGUAAGGGACACCCAGCAUUUCUGCCAUGCCUCAUUAACACAUGCUAAUUCACUCUAAAGCAUUGGAACUGCUUAUUCCAUAGUAUUACAUUGAGGCUGAGCAAAGAAACUGGGCCACAAUUUGCACCACUGAGAGAAAAAUAACUCAGGCUGGUUAACUUUAUGUAUCAAAUACGGGAAGGGGGACUUAUCAUAGGCCUAAUGGGGAAACAUUCAGCAUUAGUGAUAAUGGCUUGAAUCCAAACCUUGUUUUCUACCAGCAGAGGGGGUGGAUUUCUACUUAUUUCCCCUCCCAUUGCAGAGCCUGCCAUUGCACCCCACAUUGUUCCUGGGGUCUCCGGGCCUUGAUAGUAGCACUGGGGGGGGGGGUUGCAGUGGAACUGGGGAGACCAAAAGUUCCAUUUCUCUUGCUGAAUGCUCUGCUGGCACUACUUUGGAUCCAAGUCAAUGAGCAUAUUGGAGGUAAAUCUCCUUCCCUGCCUACAUGCACACGGCUUUGGUGACACCCCCAUCUGCAAUUGUCCCAGGUUCCAAGCAGCAGCAGCAGAAGAGAUUGGAUUUAUACCCAACCCUUCACUACCCAAAGGUGUUGCCUUUCCCUUCCACAGGUAUUCCUCUUGAGACAGUCUGAGCUACUAGCUGUGCUGGAAUGGGAGUAUUUUCCUAAGGGAGAUGUAAAUCACUUUUGAGCCUCUAUGACACAGUUAGCAUCUGGCUACUGUCAGUGCAGCAGAACACAUGGAGGAGGCGUGUCCGUUGUAAUACAACUAGUAUUCUAGUCAAUGUCCAUUUUAUGCUCCCUUGAGAAAGAGAGUGAAGGAAGAGGCUUGUCUGGUCUCAUGUGUGAAAAUGCUCCAAAUCCCAUUAUAGGAGCCUUCCUGAAUAUAAACACAUAUUUCAUAACAUUCAAAUGCCUGCCCCGUUAGUCCAGGCUCCCAUCUCUUGACUAAGAAGAAUAGCUCAAUUAGAGUCUUAUGGUGUAUCUCACCCAAACCGCUUUCAGUUUGUCCAGUGAUUCUUAACAGGUGGCUUCCAUCUCUUUGUAGUGUAGCCAUAUUUCUUCGUGGAGCUUUGCCUGUAUUCUUGCUAUGUGAUUCUUGUCUUAGCAGGUCAUGAAUCUGCUACUACAAGCUAAGAGAUACUUUAUACAUUCAGAGUAAUCUGUGGAUUUGCUCACUGUCAUGUGUGCAAAGCGUUUAUAUAAACGCUGUUGCCUAUGCAGUUAAGCUGUAUCCUCAGAUCUCCACUUCUCCCUUGGGACACUUCUUAGGAAUGUGAUCUAUAUUAAAUCCAUGUGGUUUUAAGA
This is a messenger RNA of Gekko japonicus, 3347 nucleotides long. It is a transcript of the gene SHISA4, whose product is annotated as shisa family member 4. Bases 162 to 752 code for a protein of 196 amino acids. The transcript has 5 exons. The record is from RefSeq and is a predicted model, not a curated record. NCBI's taxonomy places the organism in Eukaryota, Metazoa, Chordata, Lepidosauria, Squamata, Gekkonidae.